AUGGCCACUGCUCCGUCAACAGAGUCGCGGGACAACUAUGGCCCUGGGACGUAUGUUGACAUUAGUUUCACGCCAGUUCCAGAAGAAUGUAGACGACUGUUAAAGGUCUUCGCUGCAAAGACGCCCGGAUUUACGCAGGAUCAGGCUCUGUUGGACGGAGUGAAAUUUGAGGGCGAUGAUCUCCCCUGCAUCCCCGGACCGAUCAAAGCACAAGCUAUAACUGCAGUGCUCCAUGCAAUGGUUGGUAUCGUGGGUCUUGAAAUGCUUCAUCUUCGCGGUGAAACUACCAGCAAGACAACGUACGUCAACACGAACCACGCAGGACUGUAUCCAGCCACUCCGGGGUUGGUGACAGUCGACGGACAGACAGGACCGGCCGUCAUCGCGCUGCCAACCGUGCCUCAAUGGGAUAAAGACCGCCAAUCGGGCUCUCCUUUAGUCUAUCGGUCGACAGCCAUCUACCCGACCGCUGAUGAUGGCAUGUGGUUCCAGCUCCAUGGCUCGCUUGACUCGUGGACCAUGCUACAGAGGAUCGGCAUCACGAGGGACGCUGAAGCAACCGUGCGAUCCAAUGAUGAUGCUUACAAGUUGAUUGGUGAUCGCGUGAAAACUUAUCGUGCGCGGGAGUUGGAACAGCUCAUGCUUGAGCACGGCCUCUCAGGCUCGAUAGUCCUCUCACCCGAGAGCUGGCGACGCACGGAAAUGGGCAAGUCCCUCGCGCGCCAUCCACUGGUCAACUAUGCUAAACGCGGUGAUGCUUCCACUCUCCCGCCGACGCCACCACCCAAGCUAGCCGAUAAACGCCCUUUAGCUGGAAUCAAAGUUGUCGAACUAGCGCGAAUCAUUGCGGCGACGGCCGCUGGCGCUGCGCUGGCAUCAAUGGGAGCCGAGGUCAUCCGGGUCAACUCGUCCAAACUCAAGGAUUACACUCCUGCGCAGCCUUCCUCUCUAAUGGCCGGCAAGGCCACAAUUGACCUAGAUCUGGAUGAUCCCGCUGACCAUGCGCGCCUGACGCAGCUUUUCGAAGAAGCCGAUGUCAUCAUCCAAGGCUACCGCUUAGGCUCUUUCGCACGCCGGGGCUUCGGUUUCGAGGACGCUCAAAAGAUGGCAGAGAGGCGUGGCAGAGGCAUCGUUUACGUUGACGAGAACUGCUACGGUCCGGACGGCUACUACGCAGAGCGUCCCGGAUGGCAGCAAGUGGCCGAUGCUGCCGUGGGAAGCUCAUACGUGAUGGGUCAAGCAUUCGGCUGCCCAAGGGGGCAGGGUGUCCUUCCCAGCCUGCCUAUCUCCGACAUGUCGACGGGCAUUCUCACGGCGCUAACUAUCAUGUGUGGUCUCCGCGACCGCGCAAAGUUCGGUGGCUCCUAUCACGGCCAUGUCGCACUUGCCGGGUAUAAUAUGGCGACACUUGAUCCAGAUGUUGGACUAUACCAACAUGAGGUCGUACAGCGGAUUCAGACUAAGUAUUGCUUCAUCCCAUGGUCCAGCGAUGUACAUGUGGCGCCGCUGUACUACAACAUCAUCAAGGCCUGGGAUGACAACAGCGACCUAGUCAAGGACGACGACUACUACGUGCACUUUUCGAACUCGGUGUUUGGCGCCGACUUGCGCGUCCUUGCACCUUUGAUUAAGUAUUCUAAAGAGGAGACGACGCCCAGGUGGACGAGUCCGCCAGUUCCCUUCUGCCACCACGAAUUUCGAUCAUUUUCCCACUCGGUCUAG
Messenger RNA from Aspergillus mulundensis, 1722 nucleotides. RefSeq names its product putative Alpha methylacyl-CoA racemase. NCBI's taxonomy places the organism in Eukaryota, Fungi, Ascomycota, Eurotiomycetes, Eurotiales, Aspergillaceae. Gene Ontology annotation, molecular function: catalytic activity. The transcript has a single exon. The record is from RefSeq and is a predicted model, not a curated record. The coding region runs from base 1 to 1722 and encodes 573 amino acids.